AUGGCGCGCGCGACGGGCGGGGGGACGUCGACGCGGCGAGGGCGACGGGGCGGCGGACGCGCGGGCGCGCGGACGCGCGCGAUCGUCGGCGCGACGGGCGCGAUGAGCGCCAUCGGUGCCAUCGUCCACGGGGCGGUGGUGGACAUGGAUUUACGCACGAGAGAAUUGCGCGCGCGGUGGCGGGACGCGUUGGAGGGGGUGGACACCGCGGUGUACGUCGUCGCGAAGGACGCGCGCGAGAGAGACGCGGCGAGACGGGCGGCGCGCGUCGUCGAUCACGAGAUCGAGCUCGAGCGCCAGGGCGCGAUCGUCCCGAGAAACGCGCUCUUGAUCGCGAUCGCGGACCCGUCCUCGCUCGGUGCGCGCGGGUCUCGAGCGUUCGAUGAUUUCUUCGCCCCGACGGCGCGCCUCGCCUCGGCGUCCGCGCGCCUCUCGGAAACCCUCGACGACGCCUCCGUCGUCGUCGUGCACCACGACCUCGCGAACGAUCGACGAUCCAUCGCUCGCGUUCCCUGUCCCUCGCGCGCGUGCGAGUCGGACGUCGCGCGCGUCCUUCGUCGUCCCGGGUCCGUCGACGCCUCGGCGUGA
Molecule: messenger RNA, 588 nt
Organism: Ostreococcus tauri
Lineage: Eukaryota; Viridiplantae; Chlorophyta; Mamiellophyceae; Mamiellales; Bathycoccaceae
Product: unnamed product
Exons: 1
Coding region: 1-588 (195 amino acids)
Source: RefSeq, a predicted model, not a curated record